AUGGCAAACUACCGGCAUUCAAAGAGGACCUCCUCCGGUUCUUAUGAUUAUCUUCGUCGAGCUAGUCAUGAUAGGUGGGACCCAGCUGCAGAGCGAUCAAACUAUAACACUAGACCAAAUGUGUGGUCUUCAGGGGUCAACAAUACAUAUGACACAUAUGAACGGAUAACUUCUCCCCGAGCUUGGACGUCUGGUCGACGCCCGAAGACCUACAGAAGGCGAGUACGUACUCCGGAGGUCGUGGUCGACCCAUCCGCGAUCCCAGACUCAGAUCCCGACUGGCACGGUCCCAUUGUGGAGGAGCUCGAAGAGAGUGACACGGAAGAAACGAAGUCAGCAUUUGCCAAAGCGGGAGUCUCGACGACUGGUCCAAGUCAGGAUCCAGUCCGAAUGGACAGAGAUAAAGGCUGGAAAGUACCUGCUUCCAGAGCUGCAGGGGAGAAUGGUGAUUCGAAGAACACUCUGUCCAACGCCACGCAAAGUGCCACGACUGCUGAUACGACAUCCACAAAACCAGAUACACGAAGCUCCACCCGGGGUACAGGCUCAAUGGAGAGGCAAGCGAAUCCCGCCUUGAGCUCUUAUAGGAACUCACGAACUGGGACUCUAGCCGCUCACUCGCUCAGCCCUCAGAUGGAGAAGCUGAGAGUUAAUGAGGCAACAUCGCAGUCAACGGAAAAGGCAAGCCCAAAAACUGCUCCUGUCAUCUCCAGUGCCACAGAGUCGACGCUGGAGAAGAAGCCGAUUGAACCCCGUAGCUCUGAAGGUCAGACCUCGGGAGCUAGUGGCCAAGGGACCAUACGUCUUCCGCCGCCGGAGGGUAAAUCCACUCCGGACGAUCCCCCUCUGACAAUACCCACGAAGCUUGCUCGUCGUCAAGCAACUGUUGAAGACCAGCCUGAAGAUAGGGAGAAUGAGAACAACAAACAAGAUUCGGCGCCCGUCAAAUCAUCCAGCCAUACACAGGCAAAAGCCGCCAGUGAGAAGAUUGUGUCCCACUCGCAGCAAGGGAACGAGAAGGGUGGAUGCAGUUCGCAAGCUCGGCAGAGCAGCAUACACUCUACGACACCGACUGUGCCUCCGUCGGUACCUCAGCCUCCGGCUCACUCGGAGGCUCCUUGGCACUCUUUCGCGGAGCAGCGCCAAACCUACGAUACUGUAGAGCCGCGGUCAGAAGGAUCUCAGACGCUUCAGCCCGCCGGAAGCGAGCGUCUUACGGUCUCGUCGCCUGGCUCCGCCAAGACAGUCUUUACCAAGCCCACUGAUACUGAGGCCAUCGCAAGAAAGUCUGCGAGAUUCUCCAAGGGCAAGGCUGUAGCAGACAAGGCCGUGUCUCUCAAUCCAGUCGGCUACGCUCUCAGGAGCGUAGACAAUGCAGAUAGCAAGUCCUUCUGCGAGGAUCUGUCACCUGAGUCAGAGACACUGAACUCAUCAAGUGAGGACGAAGUAUCUGAGGAACCAGACGCUACCGCAGCCGAGGGAGCAGAAGAGAAGGACCACAAGUUCACAGAGAAUUCAUCAGAACAUGAGCACCGUCGGCGUCGUCAUCAUCGACGUCGACAUCGUGAAGAGAGAACAUCCACGGCUCCCGUCAGUAGGCUGGCAUCACUUUUGCAACAACAAAGCGGGCACUAUUCGACGAGUGUGAAAUUUGGUACUGCACUUUUGGCCCACUCGAGCAGCACCAAGUCUUAUCAUCACAGAAGACGCGAUUCAGAGAGGGAAGAGAGUCAAGACAUAGCUGCUGGGCAAGAAGUGCCGAAGGCAUCUGGUCAGACGAAACCCUCGAAAGGGCGAUCACGAAAGCCUCGUUCAUGGUUCCUGACCUGA
Messenger RNA from Kockovaella imperatae, 1830 nucleotides. RefSeq lists its product as hypothetical. The transcript has a single exon. Lineage: Eukaryota; Fungi; Basidiomycota; Tremellomycetes; Tremellales; Cuniculitremaceae. The record is from RefSeq and is a predicted model, not a curated record. The coding region runs from base 1 to 1830 and encodes 609 amino acids.